Messenger RNA from Symphalangus syndactylus (siamang), 18009 nucleotides. RefSeq names its product mucin-5AC. NCBI's taxonomy places the organism in Eukaryota, Metazoa, Chordata, Mammalia, Primates, Hylobatidae. Gene Ontology annotation, molecular function: protein binding. The record is from RefSeq and is a predicted model, not a curated record. Gene Ontology annotation, cellular component: extracellular matrix.
AUGAGUGUUGGCCGGAGGAAGCUGGCCCCGCUCUGGGCCCUGGCUCUCGCUCUGGCCUGCACCCGGCACACAGGCCAUGCCCAGGAUGGCUCCUCCGAAUCCAGCUACAAGCACCACUCCGCCCUCUCUCCUAUCGCCCAGGGGCCCGGCGGGGUCCCGCUCCGUGGGAUGACUGUCUUCCCAUCUCUGAGGACCAUCCCUGUGGUACGAGCCUCCAACCCGGCGCACAACGGGCGGGUGUGCAGCACCUGGGGCAACUUCCACUACAAGACCUUCGACGGCGACGUCUUCCGCUUCCCCGGCCUCUGCAACUACGUGUUCUCUGAGCACUGUGGCGCCGCCUACGAGGACUUCAACAUCCAGCUACGCCGCAGCCAGGAGUCAGCAGCCCCCACGCUGAGCAGGAUCCUCAUGAAGGUGGACGGCGUGGUCAUCCAGCUGACCAAGGGCUCCGUCCUGGUCAACGGCCGCCCGGUCCUGCUGCCCUUCAGCCAGUCUGGGGUCCUCAUUCAGCAGAGCAGUAGCUACACCAAGGUGGAGGCCAGGCUGGGCCUUGUCCUCAUGUGGAACCACGAUGACAGCCUGCUGCUGGAGCUGGACGCCAAAUACGCCAACAAGACCUGUGGGCUCUGUGGGGACUUCAACGGGAUGCCCGUGGUCAGCGAGCUCCUCUCCCACAACACCAAGCUGACACCCAUGGAGUUCGGGAACCUGCAGAAGAUGGACGACCCCACGGAGCAGUGUCAGGACCCUGUCCCUGAACCCCCGAGGAACUGCUCCACUGGCUUUGGCAUCUGCGAGGAGCUCCUGCAUGGCCAGCUGUUCUCUGGCUGCGUGGCCCUGGUGGACGUCGGCAGCUACCUGGAGGCCUGCAGGCAGGACCUCUGCUUCUGCGAAGACACCGACCCGCUCAGCUGCGUCUGCCACACCCUCGCUGAGUACUCCCGGCAGUGCGCCCACGCAGGGGGGCUGCCCCAGGACUGGCGGGGCCCUGACCUCUGCCCCCAGAAGUGCCCCAACAAUAUGCAGUACCACGAGUGCCGCUCCCCCUGUGCAGACACCUGCUCCAACCAGGAGCACUCCCGGGCCUGCGAGGACCACUGUGUGGCCGGCUGCUUCUGCCCUGAGGGGAUGGUGCUUGAUGACAUUGGCCAGACCGGCUGUGUCCCUGCGUCAAAGUGUGCCUGUGUCUACAAUGGGGCCGCCUAUGCUCCGGGGGCCACCUAUUCCACAGACUGCGCCAACUGCACCUGCUCCGGAGGCCAGUGGAGCUGUCAGGAAGUUCCGUGCCCAGGUACCUGCUCUGUGCUUGGAGGUGCCCACUUCUCGACGUUUGACGAGAGGCAAUACACGGUGCACGGGGACUGCAGCUAUGUGCUGACCAAGCCCUGUGACAGCAGUGCCUUCACUGUACUGGCUGAGCUGCGCAGGUGUGGGCUGACGGACAGCGAGACCUGCCUGAAGAGCGUGACACUGAGCCUGGACGGGGCACAGACGGUGGUGGUGAUCAAGGCCAGCGGGGAGGUGUUCCUGAACCAGAUCUACACCCAGCUGCCCAUCUCUGCAGCCAAUGUCACCAUCUUCAGACCCUCAACCUUCUUCAUCAUCGCCCAGACCAGCCUGGGCCUGCAGCUGAACCUGCAGCUGGUGCCCACCAUGCAGCUGUUCGUGCGGCUGGCGCCCAAGCUCCGCGGGCAGACCUGCGGUCUCUGUGGGAACUUCAACAGCAUCCAGGCCGAUGACUUCCGGACCCUCAGUGGGGUGGUGGAGGCCACGGCCGCGGCCUUCUUCAACACCUUCAAGACCCAGGCCGCCUGCCCCAACAUCAGGAACAGCUUCGAGGACCCCUGCUCCCUGAGCGUGGAGAAUGAGAAGUAUGCUCAGCACUGGUGCUCGCAGCUGACCGAUGCUGACGGCCCCUUCAGCCGGUGCCAUGCUGCCGUGAAGCCGGGCACCUACUACUCGAACUGCAUGUUUGACACCUGCAACUGUGAGCGGAGUGAGGACUGCCUGUGCGCCGCGCUGUCCUCCUAUGUGCACGCCUGUGCCGCCAAGGGCGUGCAGCUCAGCGGCUGGAGGGACGGCGUCUGCACAAAGCCCAUGACCACUUGCCCCAAGUCGAUGACCUACCACUACCAUGUCAGCACCUGCCAGCCCACCUGCCGCUCCCUGAGCGAGGGGGACAUCACCUGCAAUGUUGGCUUCAUCCCCGUGGAUGGCUGCAUCUGUCCCGAGGGCACCUUCCUGGACGACACGGGCAAGUGUGUGCAGGCCAGCAACUGUCCCUGCUACCACAGGGGUUCCAUGAUCCCCAAUGGGGAGUCGGUGCACGACAGCGGGGCUGUCUGCACCUGCACGCAUGGGAAGUUGAGCUGCAUCGGAGGCCAAGCACCCACCCCAGUGUGUGCUGCACCCAUGGUGUUCUUCAACUGCCGCAAUGCCACACCCGGGGACGCAGGGGCCGGCUGUCAGAAGAGCUGCCACACCCUGGACAUGACCUGUUACAGCCCCCAGUGUGUGCCUGGCUGCGUGUGCCCCGACGGGCUGGUGGCGGACGGCGAGGGCGGCUGCAUCACUGCGGAGGACUGCCCCUGCGUGCACAACGAGGCCAGCUAUGGGGCCGGCCAGACCAUCCGGGUGGGCUGCAACACGUGCACCUGUGACAGCAGGAUGUGGCGGUGCACAGAUGAUCCCUGCCUGGCCACCUGCACCGUGUACGGGGAUGGCCACUACCUCACCUUCGACGGGCAGAGCUACAGCUUCAACGGAGACUGCGAGUACACGCUGGUGCAGAACCACUGUGGCGGGAAAGACAGCGCCCAGGACUCCUUCCGUGUCGUCACUGAGAAUGUCCCCUGCGGCACCACGGGGACCACCUGCUCCAAGGCCAUCAAGAUCUUCCUGGGGGGCUCCGAGCUGAAGCUGAACCACGGGAAGGUGGAGGUGAUCGGGACGAACGAGAGCCAGGAGGUGCCAUACACCAUCCGGCAGAUGGGCAUCUACCUGGUGGUGGACACCGACAUCGGCCUGGUGCUGCUGUGGGACAAGAAGACCAGCAUCUUCAUCAACCUCAGCCCCGAGUUCAAGGGCAGGGUCUGUGGCCUGUGUGGGAACUUCGACGACAUCGCUGUCAAUGACUUUGCCACGCGGAGCCAGUCCGUGGUGGGGGACGUGCAGGAGUUCGGGAACAGCUGGAAGCUCUCCCCUUCCUGCCCAGACGCCCUGGAGCCAAAGGACCCCUGCACAGCCAACCCCUUCCGCAAGUCCUGGGCCCAGAAGCAGUGCAGCAUCCUCCACGGCCCCACCUUCACCGCCUGCCACGCACACGUGGAGCCGGCCAGGUACUACGAGGCCUGUGUGAGCGACGCAUGUGCCUGCGACUCAGGGGGUGACUGCGAGUGUUUCUGCACAGCCGUGGCCGCCUAUGCCCAGGCCUGUCAUGAAGUGGGCCUGUGUGUGUCCUGGCGGACCCCCAGCAUCUGCCCUCUGUUCUGCGACUACUACAACCCCGAAGGCCAGUGCGAGUGGCACUACCAGCCCUGUGGGGCGCCCUGCCUGCGGACCUGCCGGAACCCCCGCGGAGACUGCCUGCGGGACGUCCGGGGCCUGGAAGGCUGCUACCCCAAGUGCCCACCAGAGGCUCCUAUCUUUGAUGAGGACAAGAUGCAGUGUGUGGCUACCUGCCCGACACCGCCUCUGCCACCACGGUGCCACGUCCAUGGGAAGUCCUACCGGCCAGGCGCAGUGGUGCCCUCGGACAAGAACUGCCAGUCCUGCCUCUGUACCGAGCGCGGCGUGGAGUGCACCUACAAAGCUGAGGCCUGUGUCUGCACCUACGAUGGACGGCACUUCCACCCAGGGGACGUCAUCUACCACACGACGGACGGCACGGGUGGCUGCAUCUCCGCCCACUGCGGGGCCAACGGCACCAUUGAGAGGAGGGUCUACCCCUGCAGCCCCACUACCCCCGUCCCCCCAACCACCUUCUCCUUCUCCACACCCCCGCUUGUCAUGAGCUCCACGCACGCCCCCAGCCCUGGCCCAAGCAGCAGGCACACAGGCCCUCUGAGCAGCACCUGGCCCACCACAGCAGGCCCUUCUCCCAGGACAAGGCCGCCCACAGCCUCUGCCUCGCUGCCGCCGGUCUGUGGGGAAAAGUGCCUGUGGUCGCCAUGGAUGGACGUCAGCCGCCCUGGACGGGGCAAGGACAGCGGUGACUUCGACACACUGCAGAACCUCCGCGCCCAUGGGUACCGGGUGUGUGAAUCACCCAGGUCGGUGGAGUGCCGAGCCGAGGAUGCCCCUGGAGUGCCACUCCAAGUCCUGGGGCAGCGUGUGCAGUGCAGCCUGGACGUGGGGCUGACCUGUCGUAACAGGGAGCAGGCAUCGGGGCUCUGCUACAACUACCAGAUCAGGGUCCUGUGCUGCACGCCCCUAGCCUGCUCCACCUCUAGCAGUCCAGCCCAGACCACUCCUCCAACAACCUCCAAGACCACUGAAACCCGGGCCUCAGCCUCCUCAGCCCCCAGUAGCACACCUGGCCCCAUGGCUGUCUCUACAGCCAGGACAACACCUGCCCCAGGUACCGCUACAUCUGUCAAAAAAACUUUCUCAACUCCCAGCCCUCCACCAGUGCCGGCAACAUCAUCAUCAUCCAUGUCAACCACGGCCCCGGGGACCUCCGCGGUCUCCAGCAAGCCCACCCCCACCGAGCCCAGCACAUCCUCCUGCCUACGGGAGCUUUGCACCUGGACUGAGUGGAUCGACGGCAGCUACCCUGCUCCCGGAAUAAAUGGUGGAGAUUUUGACACAUUUCAAAACUUGAGAGACGAAGGAUACACAUUCUGUGAAAGUCCUCGAAGCGUGCAGUGCCGGGCAGAGAGCUUCCCCAACACACCGUUGGCAGACCUGGGGCAGGACGUCAUCUGCAGCCGCACGGAGGGGCUGAUUUGCCUGAACAAGAACCAGCUCCCACCCAUCUGCUACAACUAUGAGAUCCGCAUCCAGUGUUGUGAGACGGUGAACGUGUGCAGAGACGGCACCAGACCGCCAAAGACCGUCGCAACGACACGGCCGACUCCACACCCAACUGGAGCUCAGACCCUGACCACCAUCACCAGACACAUGCCCUCGGCCUCCACAGAGCAACCCACGGCCACCUCCAGGGGCAGGACCACAGCAACCAGCGUCACGCAGGGCACCCACACCAGACCAGUCACCAGAGACUGUCAUCCCCGGUGCACCUGGACAAAGUGGUUCGACGUGGACUUCCCGUCCCCUGGACCCCACGGCGGGGACAAGGAAACCUACAGCAACAUCAUCAGGAGUGGGGAAAAAAUCUGCUGCCGACCCGAGGAGAUCACCAGGCUCCAGUGCCGAGCCGAGAGCCACCCGGAGGUGAGCAUCGAACACCUGGGCCAGGUGGUGCAGUGCAGCCGUGAAGAGGGCCUGGUGUGCCGCAACCAGGACCAGCAGGGACCCUUCAAGAUGUGCCUCAACUACGAGGUGCGUGUGCUCUGCUGCAAGACCCCCAAAGGCUGCCCCAUGACCUCCACACCUGGCUCCACCUCUAGCAGUCCAGCCCAGACCACUCCUCCAACAACCUCCAAGACCACUGAAACCUGGGCCUCAGCCCCCUCAGCCCCUGGCAGCACACCUGGCCCCGUGGCUGUCUCUACAGCCAGGACAACACCUGCCCCAGGUACCGCUACAUCUGUCAAAAAAACUUUCUCAACUCCCAGCCCUCCACCAGUGCCGGCAACAUCAUCAUCAUCCAUGUCAACCACGGCCCCGGGGACCUCCGUGGUCUCCAGCAAGCCCACCCCCACUGAGCCCAGCACAUCCUCCUGCCUACAGGAGCUUUGCACCUGGACUGAGUGGAUUGACGGCAGCUACCCUGCUCCCGGAAUAAAUGGUGGAGAUUUUGACACAUUUCAAAAUUUGAGAGACGAAGGAUACACAUUCUGUGAAAGUCCUCGAAGCGUGCAGUGCCGGGCAGAGAGCUUCCCCAACACGCCACUGGCAGACCUGGGGCAGGACGUCAUCUGCAGCCGCACGGAGGGGCUGAUUUGCCUGAACAAGAACCAGCUCCCACCCAUCUGCUACAACUAUGAGAUCCGCAUCCAGUGUUGUGAGACGGUGAACGUGUGCAGAGACAGCACCAGACCGCCAAAGACCGUCGCAACGACACGGCCGACUCCACACCCAACUGGAGCUCAGACCCUCACCACCAUCACCAGACACAUGCCCUCGGCCUCCACAGAGCAACCCACGGCCACCUCCAGGGGCAGGACCACAGCAACCAGCGUCACACAGGGCACCCACACCAGACCAGUCACCAGAGACUGUCAUCCCCGGUGCACCUGGACAAAGUGGUUCGACGUGGACUUCCCAUCCCCUGGACCCCACGGCGGGGACAAGGAAACCUACAGCAACAUCAUCAGGAGUGGGGAAAAAAUCUGCUGCCGACCCGAGGAGAUCACCAGGCUCCAAUGCCGAGCCGAGAGCCACCCGGAGGUGAACAUUGAACACCUGGGCCAGGUGGUGCAGUGCAGCCGCGAAGAGGGCCUGGUGUGCCGCAACCAGGACCAGCAGGGACCCUUCAAGAUGUGCCUCAACUACGAGGUGCGCGUGCUCUGCUGCAAGACCCCCAAAGGAUGCCCCAUGACCUCCACACCUGUGACAGCUCCUAGCACCCCAAGUGGGAGAGCCACCAGCCCAACUCAGGGCACCUCCUCUUGGCAGAAAUCCAGGACAACCACUUUGGUGACAACCAGCACAACCUCCACUCCACAGACCAGUACAACCUCUGCCCCAACAACCAGCACAACCUCUGCUCCUACAGCCAGAACAACCUCUGCCCCUACAACCAGCACAACCUCUGCCCCAACAACCAGCACAAUCUCUGGUCCUGAAACUACUCCCAGCCCUGUUCCUACCACCAGCACAACCUCUGCUUCUACAAGCAGCACAACCUUUGGUCCUGGAACUACUCCCAGCCCUGUUCCUACCACCAGCACAACCUCUGCUGCUAUAACAAGCACAAUCUCUGCUCCUACAAAGAGCACAACUUCUGGUCCUGGAACUACUCCCAGCCCUGUUCCCACCACCAGCAGAACCUCUGCUCCUACAACCAGAACAACCUCUGCCUCUACAACCACCACAACCUCUGGUCCUGGAACUACUCCCAGCCCUGUUCCUACCACCAGCAUAAUCUCUGCUCCUAAAACCAGCACAACCUCUGCCCCUACAACCAGCCCAACCUCAGCUCCUACAAUCAGCACAACCUCUGCUACUACAACCAGCACAACUUCUGGUCCUGGAACUACCCCAAGCCCUGUUCCCACAACCAGCACAACCUCUGCCCCUACAACCAGCACAACCUCUGCCCCUACAACCAGCACAACCUCUGCCCCUACAACCAGCACAACCUCAGCUCCUACAAUCAGCACAACCUCUGCUCCUAUAACCAGCACAACCUCUGCUACUACAACCAGCACAAGCUCUACCCCUACAGGCAGCACAACCUCCACUCCACAGACCAGCACAACUUUGGCUCCUACAACCAGCACAACUUCUGGUCCUGGGAUGACUUCAAGCCCUGUUCCCACCACCAGCACAACCUCUGCCCCUACAACCAGAACAAUCUCUGUCCCUACAAGCAGCACAACCUCUACCACUAAAACCAGCACAAUUUCUGCUUCUACAGCCAGCACAACCUCUGGCCCUGGAACUACACCCAGCCCUGUUCCUACCACCAGCACAACCUCUGCUCCUACAACCAGCGCAACCUCUGCCUCUACAGCCAGCAAAACCUCUGGUCUUGGAACUACUCCCAGCCCUGUUCCUACCACCAGCACAACCUCUGCUCCUACAACGAGCACAACCUCUGCCUCUACAGCCAGCAAAACCUCUGGUCUUGGAACGACCCCCAGCCCUGUUCCUACUACCAGCACAAUCUUUGCCCCUAGAACCAGCACCACUUCUACCUCUACAACCAGUACAACCCCUGGUCCUCGAACUACUCCCACCCCCAUUCCCACCACCAGCACAGCUUCUGUUUCAAAGACCAGCACAAGCCAUGUUUCUGUAUACAAGACAACCCACUCCCAGCCAGUCACCAGAGACUGUCAUCCCCGGUGCACCUGGACCAAGUGGUUUGACGUGGACUUCCCAUCCCCUGGACCCAACGGCGGAGACAAGGAAACCUACAACAACAUCAUCAGGAGUGGGGAAAAAAUCUGCCGCCGACCUGAGGAGAUCACCAGGCUCCAGUGCCGAGCCGAGAGCCACCCGGAGGUGAGCAUCGAACACCUGGGCCAGGUGGUGCAGUGCAGCCGCGAAGAGGGCCUGGUGUGCCGCAACCAGGACCAGCAGGGACCCUUCAAGAUGUGCCUCAACUAUGAAGUGCGUGUACUCUGCUGUGAGACCCCCAAAGGCUGCCCCGUGACCUCCACACCUGUGACAGCUCCUAGCACCCCUAGUGGGAGAGCCACCAGCCCAACUCAGAGCACCUCCUCUUGGCAGAAAUCCAGGACAACCACUUUGGUGACAACCAGCACAACCUCCACUCCACACACCAGCACAACCUCUGCCCCUACAAGCAGCACAGCCUCGGCUCCUACCACCAGCACAACCUUGGCUCCUACAAGCAGCACAACCUCUGCCCCUACAAGCAGCACAACCUCUGUCCCUACAAGCAGCACAACCUUGGCUCCUACAUACAGAACGACCUCUGGUCCUACAGCCAGCACAACCUCGGCACCUACAACCAGCACAACCUCCGCCUCUACAAGCAGCACAACCUCUGCUACUACAACCAGCACAACCUCUCCCUCUACAAGCAGCACAACCUCCACUCCAAAGACCAGCAAAACCUCAGCUGCUACAAGCAGCACAACCUCUGGUUCUGGAACUACUCCCAGCCCUGUUACCACCACCAGCACAGCUUCUGUUUCAAAGACCAGCACAAGCCAUGUUUCUGUAUCCAAGACAACCCACCCUCAACCAGUCACCAGAGACUGUCAUCCCCAGUGCACCUGGACCAAGUGGUUUGACGUGGACUUCCCAUCCCCUGGACCCCACGGUGGGGACAAGGAAACCUACAACAACAUCAUCAGGAGUGGGGAAAAAAUCUGCCGCCGACCUGAGGAGAUCACCAGGCUCCAGUGCCGAGCCGAGAGCCACCCAGAGGUGAGCAUCGAACACCUGGGCCAGGUGGUGCAGUGCAGCCGCGAAGAGGGCCUGGUGUGCCGCAACCAGGACCAGCAGGGACCCUUCAAGAUGUGCCUCAACUAUGAAGUGCGCGUACUCUGCUGUGAGACCCCCAAAGGCUGCCCCGUGACCUCCACACCUGUGACAGCUCCUAGCACCCCUAGUGGGAGAGCCACCAGCCCAACUCAGAGCACCUCCUCUUGGCAGAAAUCCAGGACAACCACUUUGGUGACAACCAGCACAACCUCCACUCCACAGACCAGCACAACCUCUGCCCUUACAAGCAGCACAACCUCUGCUCCUACAAGCAGCACAACCUCUGCCCCUACAAGCAGCACAACCUCGGCUCCUACAACCAGCACAACGUCUGCUCCUACAAGCAGCACAACCUCUGCUCUUACAACCAGCACAAUCUCUGCCCCUACAACCAGCACAAUCUCUUCCCCUACAACCAGCACAACCUCUGCUACUACAACCAGCACAACCUCUGCUCCUACAAGCAGCAUAACCUCUGCCCCUACAAGCAGCACAACCUCUGUCCCUACAAGCAGCACAACCUCUGCCCCUGCAACCAACACAACCACUGCCCCUACGACCAGCAGGACCUCGGCUCCUACACACAGAACGACCUCUGGUCCUACAACCAGCACAACCUUGGCUCCUACAACCAGCACUUCCUCAGCUCCUACAACCAGCACAACCUCUGCCCCUACAAGCAGCACAACCUCGGCUCCUACAACCAGCACAACCUCUGCUCCUACAAGCAGCACAACCUCUGCUCUUACAACCAGCACAAUCUCUGCCCCUACAACCAGCACAAUCUCUUCCCCUACAACCAGCACAACCUCUGCUACUACAACCAGCACAACCUCUCCCUCUACAAGCAGCACAGCCUCCACUCCACAGACCAGCAAAACCUCAGCUGCUACAAUCAGCACAACCUCUGGUUCUGGAACUACUCCCAGCCCUGUUACCACCACCAGCACAGCUUCUGUUUCAAAGACCAGCACAAGCCAUGUUUCUGUAUCCAAGGCAACCCACCCUCAACCAGUCACCAGAGACUGUCAUCCCCGGUGCACCUGGACCAAGUGGUUUGACGUGGACUUCCCGUCCCCUGGACCCCACGGCGGGGACAAGGAAACCUACAACAACAUCAUCAGGAGUGGGGAAAAAAUCUGCCGCCGACCUGAGGAGAUCACCAGGCUCCAGUGCCGAGCUGAGAGCCACCCGGAGGUGAGCAUCGAACACCUGGGCCAGGUGGUGCAGUGCAGCCGCGAAGAGGGCCUGGUGUGCCGCAACCAGGACCAGCAGGGACCCUUCAAGAUGUGCCUCAACUAUGAAGUGCGUGUACUCUGCUGUGAGACCCCCAAAGGCUGCCCCGUGACCUCCACACCUGUGACAGCUCCUAGCACCCCAAGUGGGAGAGCCACCAGCCCAACUCAGAGCACCUCCUCUUGGCAGAAAUCCAGGACAACCACUUUGGUGACAACCAGCACAACCUCCACUCCACACACCAGCACAACCUCUGCCCCUACAAGCAGCACAACCUCUGCUCCUACAAGCAGCACAACCUCUGCCCCUACAAGCAGCAGAACCUUGGCUCCUACAUACAGAACGACCUCUGGUCCUACAACCAGCACAACCUCGGCUCCUACAACCAGCACAACCUCCGCCUCUACAAGCAGCACAACCUCGGCUCCUACCACCAGCACAACCUUUGCUCCUACAAGCAGCACAACCUCUGCCCCUACAACCAACACAACUACUGCCCCUAUGACCAGCAGGACCUUGGCUCCUACACACAGAACGACCUCUGGUCCUACAAGCAGCACAACCUCGGCUCCUACAACCAGCACAACCUCUGCUCCUACAAGCAGCACAACCUCUGCUCUUACAACCAGCACAAUCUCUGCCCCUACAACCAGCACAAUCUCUUCCCCUACAACCAGCACAAUCUCUUCCCCUACAACCAGCACAAACUCUCCCUCUACAAGCAGCAAAACCUCCACUCCACAGACCAGCAAAACCUCAGCAGCUACAAGCAGCACAACCUCCGGUUCUGGAACUACUCCCAGCCCUGUUACCACCACCAGCACAGCUUCUGUUUCAAAGACCAGCACAAGCCAUGUUUCUGUAUCCAAGACAACCCACCCUCAACCAGUCACCAGAGACUGUCAUCCCCGGUGCACCUGGACCAAGUGGUUUGACGUGGACUUCCCAUCCCCUGGACCCAACGGCGGAGACAAGGAAACCUACAACAACAUCAUCAGGAGUGGGGAAAAAAUCUGCCGCCGACCUGAGGAGAUCACCAGGCUCCAGUGCCGAGCCGAGAGCCACCCGGAGGUGAGCAUCGAACACCUGGGCCAGGUGGUGCAGUGCAGCCGUGAAGAGGGCCUGGUGUGCCGCAACCAGGACCAGCAGGGACCCUUCAAGAUGUGCCUCAACUACGAAGUGCGUGUACUCUGCUGUGAGACCCCCAAAGGCUGCCCCAUGACCUCCACACCUGUGACAGCUCCAAGCACCCCAAGUGGGAGAGCCACCAGCCCAACUCAGGGCACCUCCUCUUGGCAGAAAUCCAGGACAACCACUUUGCACAACCUCUGCCCCUACAAGCAGCACAGCCUCGGCUCCUACCACCAGCACAACCUUGGCUCCUACAAGCAGCACAACCUCUGCCCCUACAAGCAGCACAACCUCUGUCCCUACAAGCAGCACAACCUUGGCUCCUACAUACAGAACGACCUCUGGUCCUACAGCCAGCACUACCUCGGCUCCUACAACCAGCACAACCUCCGCCUCUACAAGCAGCACAACCUCUGCUACUACAACCAGCACAACCUCUCCCUCUACAAGCAGCACAACCUCCACUCCACAGACCAGCAAAACCUCAGCUGCUACAAGCAGCACAACCUCUGGUUCUGGAACUACUCCCAGCCCUUCACCAGAGACUGUCAUCCCCAGUGCACCUGGACCAAGUGGUUUGACGUGGACUUCCCAUCCCCUGGACCCCACGGUGGGGACAAGGAAACCUACAACAACAUCAUCAGGAGUGGGGAAAAAAUCUGCCGCCGACCUGAGGAGAUCACCAGGCUCCAGUGCCGAGCCGAGAGCCACCCGGAGGUGAGCAUCGAACACCUGGGCCAGGUGGUGCAGUGCAGCCGCAAAGAGGGCCUGGUGUGCCGCAACCAGGACCAGCAGGGACCCUUCAAGAUGUGCCUCAACUAUGAAGUGCGCGUACUCUGCUGUGAGACCCCCAAAGGCUGCCCUGUGACCUCCACACCUGUGACAGCUCCUAGCACCCCUAAAAUCCAGGACAACCACUUUGGUGACAACCAGCACAACCUCCACUCCACAGACCAGCACAACCUCUGCCCUUACAAGCAGCACAACCUCUGCUCCUACAAGCAGCACAACCUCUGCUCCUACAAGCAGCACAACCUCUGCUCCUACAAGCAGCAGAACCUUGGCUCCUACAUACAGAACGACCUCUGGUCCUACAACCAGCACAACCUCGGCUCCUACAACCAGCACAACCUCUGCUCCUACAAGCAGCACAACCUCUGCUCUUACAACCAGCACAAUCUCUGCCCCUACAACCAGCACAAUCUCUUCCCCUACAACCAGCACAACCUCUCCCUCUACAAGCAGCAAAACCUCCACUCCACAGACCAGCAAAACCUCAGCAGCUACAAGCAGCACAACCUCCGGUUCUGGAACUACUCCCAGCCCUUCACCAGAGACUGUCAUCCCCGGUGCACCUGGACCAAGUGGUUUGACGUGGACUUCCCAUCCCCUGGACCCAACGGCGGAGACAAGGAAACCUACAACAACAUCAUCAGGAGUGGGGAAAAAAUCUGCCGCCGACCUGAGGAGAUCACCAGGCUCCAGUGCCGAGCCGAGAGCCACCCGGAGGUGAGCAUCGAACACCUGGGCCAGGUGGUGCAGUGCAGCCGCGAAGAGGGCCUGGUGUGCCGCAACCAGGACCAGCAGGGACCCUUCAAGAUGUGCCUCAACUACGAAAAGCAGCACAACCUCUGCCCCUACAAGCAGCACAACCUCUGCCCCUACAAGCAGCAGAACCUUGGCUCCUACAUACAGAACGACCUCUGGUCCUACAACCAGCACAACCUCGGCUCCUACAACCAGCACAACCUCUGCCUCUACAAGCAGCACAACCUCGGCUCCUACCACCAGCACAACCUUUGCUCCUACAAGCAGCACAACCUCUGCCCCUACAACCAACACAACCACUGCCCCUACGACCAGCAGGACCUUGGCUCCUACACACAGAACGACCUCUGGUCCUACAAGCAGCACAACCUCGGCUCCUACAACCAGCACAACCUCUGCUCCUACAAGCACACAAUCUCUUCCCCUACAACCAGCACAACCUCUCCCUCUACAAGCAGCAAAACCUCCACUCCACAGACCAGCAAAACCUCAGCUGCUACAAGCAGCACAACCUCUGGUUCUGGAACUACUCCCAGCCCUGUUACCACCACCAGCACAGCUUCUGUUUCAAAGACCAGCACAAGCCAUGUUUCUGUAUCCAAGACAACCCACCCUCAACCAGUCACCAGAGACUGUCAUCCCCGGUGCACCUGGACCAAGUGGUUUGACGUGGACUUCCCAUCCCCUGGACCCAACGGCGGAGACAAGGAAACCUACAACAACAUCAUCAGCAGUGGGGAAAAAAUCUGCCGCCGACCUGAGGAGAUCACCAGGCUCCAGUGCCGAGCCGAGAGCCACCCGGAGGUGAGCAUCGAACACCUGGGCCAGGUGGUGCAGUGCAGCCGCGAAGAGGGCCUGGUGUGCCGCAACCAGGACCAGCAGGGACCCUUCAAGAUGUGCCUCAACUACGAAGUGCGUGUACUCUGCUGUGAGACCCCCAAAGGCUGCCCCGUUAUCUCCACACCUGUGACAGCUCCUAGCACCCCUCGUGGGAGAGCCACCAGCCCAACUCAGGGCACCUCCUCUUGGCAGAAAUCCAGGACAACCAGUUUGGUGACAACCAGCACAACCUCCACUCCACAGACCAGCACACCCUCUGCCCCUACAAGCAGCACAACCUCUGCUCCUACAACUAGCACAACCUCGGCUCCUACAAGCAGCACAACCUCUGCUCCUACAACUAGCACAACCUCUGCCCCUACAAGCAGCACAACCUUGGCUCCUACAUCCAGCACAACCUCUGCUUCUACCACAAGCACAACCUCUGCUCCUACAACCAGUACAACCUCUGCCCAUAGGACCAGCACAACCUCUGCUCCUACAACUGGAACAACCUCUGCUCCUACAAGCAGCACAAUCUCCACUCCACAGACCAGCACAACCUCUGCCCCUACAACCAGCACGGCCUCUGGUCCUGGAACUACUCCCAGCCCUGUUCCCACCACCAGCACAACCUCUGUUUCAAAGACCAGCACAAGCCAUGUUUCUGUAUCCAAGACAACCCACCCUCAACCAGUCACCAGUGACUGUCAUCCCCGGUGCACCUGGACCAAGUGGUUCGACGUGGACUUCCCAUCCCCUGGACCUCACGGCGGAGACCAGGAAACCUACAACAACAUCAUUAGGAGUGGGGAAAAAAUCUGCCGCCGACCUGAGGAGAUCACCAGGCUCCAGUGCCGAGCCGAGAGCCACCCGGAGGUGAGCAUCGAACACCUGGGCCAGGUGGUGCAGUGCAGCCGCGAAGAGGGCCUGGUGUGCCGGAACCAGGACCAGCAUGGACCCUUCAAGAUGUGCCUCAACUACGAGGUGCGCGUGCUCUGCUGUGAGACCCCCAGAGGCUGCCCGGUGACCUCUGUGACCCCAUAUGGGACUUCUCCUACCAAUGCCCCGUAUCCUUCCCUGUCUACCUCCGUGGCAUCCACCUCCGUGGCAUCCACCUCCGUGGCAUCCACCUCCGUGGCAUCCACCUCCAUGGCAUCCAGCUCUGUGGCUUACUCCACCCAAACCUGCUACUGCAAUGUAGCCGACCGGCUCUACCCUGCGGGAUCCACCAUAUACCGCCACAGAGACCUCGCUGGCCACUGCUAUUAUGCCCUGUGUAGCCAGGACUGCCAAGUGGUCAGAGGGGUUGACAGUGACUGUCCGUCCACCACGCUGCCUCCUGCCCCAGCCACGUCCCCUUCGACAUCCACCUCCGAGCCCGUCACUGAGCUGGGAUGCCCAAAUGCGGUUCCCCCAAGAAAGAAAGGUGAGACCUGGGCCACGCCCAACUGCUCCGAGGCCACCUGUGAGGGCAACAACGUCAUCUCCCUGCACCCGCGCACGUGCCCAAGGGUGGAGAAGCCCACCUGUGCCAACGGCUACCCAGCCGUGAAGGUGGCUGACCAAGAUGGCUGCUGCCAUCACUACCAGUGCCAGUGUGUGUGCAGCGGCUGGGGUGACCCCCACUACAUCACCUUUGACGGCACCUACUACACCUUCCUGGACAACUGCACGUAUGUGCUGGUGCAGCAGAUCGUGCCCGUGUACGGCCACUUCCGCGUGCUUGUCGACAACUACUUCUGUGGUGUGGAGGACGGGCUCUCCUGCCCGAGGUCCAUCAUCCUGGAGUACCACCAGGACCGCGUGGUGCUGACCCGCAAGCCAGUCCACGGGGUGAUGACCAAUGAGAUCAUCUUCAACAAUAAGGUGGUCAGCCCCGGCUUCCGGAAAAACGGCAUCGUGGUCUCGCGCGUCGGCAUCAAGAUGUACGCGACCAUCCCGGAGCUGGGAGUCCAGAUCAUGUUCUCUGGCCUCAUCUUCUCGGUGGAGGUGCCGUUCAGCAAGUUUGCCAACAACACUGAGGGCCAGUGCGGCACUUGCACCAAUGACAGGAAGGAUGAGUGCCGCACGCCUAGGGGGACGGUGGUCGCUUCCUGCUCUGAGAUGUCUGGCCUCUGGAACGUGACCAUCCCCAACCAGCCAGCCUGCCACGGGCCUCACCCGACACCCACCACGGUCGGGCCCACCACACCGCCUGCUCCGUGCCUGCCAUCACCCAUCUGCCAGCUGAUUCUGAGCAAGGUCUUUGAGCCGUGCCACGCCGUGAUCCCCCCACUGCCGUUCUACGAGGGCUGUGUCUUCGACCAGUGCCACAUGAUUGACCCGGAUGUGGUGUGCUCCAGCCUGGAGCUGUACGCGGCGCUCUGCGCGUCCCGAGACAUCUGCAUCGACUGGAGAGGCCAAACCAACCACAUGUGCUCAUUCACCUGCCCAGCCGACAAGGUGUACCAGCCCUGCGGCCCGAGCAAGCCCUCCUACUGCUACGGGAACGACAGCGCCAGCCUCGGGGCUCUGCCGGAGGCCGGCCCCAUCACCGAAGGCUGCUUCUGUCCAGAGGGCAUGAUCCUCUUCAGCACCGAUGCCCAAGUCUGCGUGCCCACGGGCUGCCCCAGGUGUCUGGGGCCCCACGGACAGCCGGUGAAGGUGGGCCACACUGUCAGCAUGGACUGCCAGGAGUGCACGUGUGAGGCGGCCACGUGGACGCUGGCCUGCCGAACCAAGCUCUGCCCGCUGCCCCCUGCCUGCCCCCUGCCUGGCUUCGUGCCUGUGCCUGCAGCCCCACAGGCUGGCCAGUGCUGCCCCCAGUACAGCUGCGCCUGCAACACCAGCCACUGCCCCGCGCCCGCGGGCUGUCCUGAGGGCGCCCACAUGAACCUGACCUAUGAGGAGGGGGCCUGCUGCCCGGUCCAAAACUGCAGCUGGACAGUGUGCAGCAUCAACGGGACCCUGUACCAGCCUGGCGCCGUGGUCUCCUCGAGCCUGUGCGAAACCUGCAGGUGUGAGCUACCUGGCGGCCCCCCGUCGGACGCGUUUGUGGUCAGCUGUGAGACCCAGAUCUGCAACACACACUGCCCUGUGGGCUUUGAGUACCAGGAGCAGAGCGGGCAGUGCUGUGGCACCUGUGUGCAAGUCGCCUGUGUCACCAACACCAGCAAGAGUCCCGCCCACCUCUUCUACCCCGGCGAGACCUGGUCAGACCCCGGGAACCACUGUGUGACCCAUGAGUGUGAGAAGCACCGGGACGGGCUCGUGGUGGUCACCACGAAGAAGGCGUGCCCCCCACUCAGCUGUUCUCUGGACGAGGCCCACAUGAGUAAGGACGGCUGCUGCCGCUUCUGCCCGCCGCCCCCGCCCCCGUACCAGAACCAGUCGACCUGUGCUGUGUACCAUAGGAGCCAGAUCAUCCAGCAGCAGGGCUGCAGCUCCUCGGAGCCCGUGCACCUGGCUUACUGCCGGGGGAACUGUGGGGACAGCUCUUCCAUGUACUCACUCGAGGGCAACGUGGUGGAGCACAGGUGCCAGUGCUGCCAGGAGCUGCGGACCUCGCUGAGGAACGUGACCCUGUACUGCGCCGACGGCUCCAGCCGGGCCUUCAGCUACACCGAGGUGGAAGAAUGCGGCUGCAUGGGUCGGCGGUGCCCUGCACCGGGCGACACCCAGCACUCGGAGGAGGUGGAACCCGAGCACAGCCAGGAGGCAGAGAGUGGGAGCUGGGAGAGAGGCGUCCAGUGUCCCCCCUCCACUGACCAGCACCGCUGUCCUCCUGGCCCCCAAGGAGAACCUCCCAUAUGUCCUCCGAGCUCGGUUUCCAAGGCCAGUGGAACUUGUGCCCUCGUCCAGGCGGCUGCAGCUUUGAACACACUGUCCACGCCCGCUUUCUUGUGGAGGGUGCUGGCUGUGGGUCGCCCGCUGCCUGGAGGAGGGGCCCUUACCCACCCCGCCUGCAGCCACCUCUCAGGACCAGCCCCGGGGCCGGCCGGGCUCCUCUGGCCAUGCGUCUAGCCUGCUGUUCUGGGGACUUGA